Cuscuta campestris is the source of this 1731-nucleotide messenger RNA. NCBI's taxonomy places the organism in Eukaryota, Viridiplantae, Streptophyta, Magnoliopsida, Solanales, Convolvulaceae. The record is from the annotation of a GenBank genome assembly.
AGGACCUUGGGCCCAGAACAAUCAGGAGCAUUGGCGGGAGAGAAAUAGUUUUCCAAGAAACAAUCGUCCCAGGGAUGACUAUAAACAAGGUAACUGGAAUAACAAUAAAACCAACUACCAAAAUACCAAUGCACCCUACGUCCCACCUCAUAAUCGCCAACCUCCGCAAGAAGAUUCCUUGGCAAGGAUGGAGAAGAUGAUGAUGGAGUACAUGCAGAAGAUGAACAAUCUAGCAGAUGAUAUGAAGGAACGUGACAAGACACGAGAUAGUCAACUCCAACAAGUGUUUAAACAACUUGGAGUUAGAGAACAGGGGAACCUCCCAACUACCACUGAACCAAACCCACGGGAGCAACUUCGGGCAAUAACUUUGAGAAGUGGUAAAGAGCUUCAAGACCCAGAAGUCGAAGUCAAUAUAGAUGAAAUGCCUCACAGACUAGCAUACCCGACUGCCACGCGUGCCGAUGAUCACCUGGUGGGUUCUGGACCCAUCCAGCGCUUUGAGAUGUGGGGUCGUCACCGCUCAUUGACGGAAUCUAUGUACUUAUCCUCGGCAGUUCUCACCGAAUAUGGAUACGCUGAAGAGAUGGAGCAGCUGCUACAAGGGACUAGGUGGCAUCGCCUCUUCAUGAUGCGGGCCGAGUCUAGCCUGCCACUGACGAUCGAGUUCCUGUGCUCUCUAGAGUUGGAGCCAUCUACAGGGUCGAGGUCGAUGAACUUCCAGUCCAUCGACUCUCGUACAACCCUCACUUUCACUCUCUUGGGGCGAGAAUUUCAGCUGACGGUCGUCGAUCUGGCUACACACUUGGGUCUCUACAGUUGGGAGGAAACAUCGGCAACGGAGUUUGAUACCGCACCAUACCUUCUCCCCACAGACAUUGAUCCAGCUGACUUCUGGGUGGAACACUCUUCCGAUCCAGACCGUUUCGAGGGCAUGGGCCGAGCCAGGUUUUGGAUUCAGCCGACUUGGCGAAUCCUAUCCUUCGUGCUUUCGACAUCUUUCUUUGGGAGGCCGUUGAACACAGACCGGGUGAAUGUGGCUGUCUUUGUAGCCCGAUUCCUCUACAGUCAGUCCAUGGGGAAUCGGACGCAAAUUGUCUACGGUUUUGUGGUCACCAUACUCUUCCGAUCCCUCGAAGGGUCGGCACCUAUUCCACGGGCUCAGAUGAUGAUGCGAGAUUUGGAUGCCGGCAUGCUGAGGAACGCCCACAUCCGUCAAAGGUUGGGAGCUGGUUCUACCGAGAGCAACGCCGCCUCCUCAUCUGCGCCCUCGACCUCAGGAGCAUCCUCGCAGGUCUCAUCUAGGAGAGCCACUCGCCGCCGACCCACUCCUCAGGCCACCCCAGCUACGACCCAGGCAGAUCCGACCCCUGAAUGGGCCAGGAGGAUCCUGAAGCAGCAGGAUACCAUCCUGCAGAGGAUGUCCGAAAUCGGACAGCAGCAGGCAUCCCAGGCGGAGAACUUUGCUCAGCUUCGGAGGACAUUUACUAGCUUUUACACGGAUGUGCACAUCGGGCUCACCCCACGUUCUCCUGAGGGCGACGAUCCAUCCGCCUCAGUUCCUCCCCCUUCGUGAUCUUCAUAUUAUUUUCUAUUGAGAACUUUUAUUUCUUUUCGUUUAUGAGCAGGAAUUGAUGAUCAACUGGACUUGUUGGAACUUCUUAUUUUCCGCCGGUAACAUUAACUUAUGCACUUGCUCUAUUCCUAUUUCAAUCAACUUCUUUUGACUUA